This is a messenger RNA of Trichophyton benhamiae CBS 112371, 1599 nucleotides long. RefSeq lists its product as uncharacterized. Gene Ontology annotation, cellular component: membrane. Lineage: Eukaryota; Fungi; Ascomycota; Eurotiomycetes; Onygenales; Arthrodermataceae. Bases 1 to 1599 code for a protein of 532 amino acids. Gene Ontology annotation, biological process: glucosylceramide biosynthetic process. The record is from RefSeq and is a predicted model, not a curated record. Gene Ontology annotation, molecular function: ceramide glucosyltransferase activity. The transcript is spliced from 2 exons.
AUGGAGUUCACAGCUCCCCAGUCAAAACCCAUUAAGGGCCUCGAGCCCUACCUCUACGAAAAUCUCUCUUCCAGCUUUCAGCAAGACUAUCCCAAGGACAAGCUCAGCAUCUCUCUCUGUCUCUCGUCAAGGGACGAUCCCGCCUACCCAGUGAUAGAAAAAGUCCUUGCGCGAUUCCCGGAUAUAGAUGCGCGUCUCUACCUGGAGCCAAAGUACGAAGACCAUGAGCUGGGACCUAACCCGAAGAUUCGCAACAUGAGCCAAGCAUACCGUGAAUUAAAGGGCGAUGUCGUCUGGGUGGUCGACUGCAAUGUCUGGCUAGGGAAAGGCGUUUGCGGGAGGAUGGUAGAACGUCUGUGUGGACUGGAUUCAAAGGGCCAGAAGUACAAGUUUGUGCAUCACCUACCAGUCGUUGUUGACGUUGAGAGCGAAGAUGCCGCAAGGGACUUUGAGAAAAAUGCCAUAUUCCCUCCAGCGGCGGCUAUGAACGGCAACGGCGCGUUAAAAUCUGCUCCUGGAAGUGUUGUGGCCACGAAACCUGCUCCAGUUUCUCCUAUUGAAUAUAUCUCUUCAAUUGGUGGCGGUCGAUUAGAGGAGAUAUUCCUCGCCUCCUCCCAUGCGAAGAUGUACUGUGCCAUUAACACCAUUCUCGUUGCCCCUUGUGUCGUGGGAAAGUCAACCAUGUUCAGACGUUCGCACCUCGACCAGGUCACCAAGAACCAUGUCAUACCCUCUCGACCAUAUCCCCGGAAACCAGGUCUGGACUCCCUCUCCGACAACAUUUGCGAAGACCACCUCCUUGGAGAACGCAUGUGGAAUGGCAAACUUGAGGAAGAAGAGGAAGGUCAGCCAUCAGAAUGGGGUAAACAUGACCUUGUGUUCGGCGAUCUCGCUAUCCAACCGGUCACCAAGAUGACCACCUCCUCUUACAUUAACCGCCGAGUCCGCUGGAUCCGUGUUCGGAAAUUCAUAGUUAUUCUAGCUACGAUUGUUGAGCCAGGCAUUGAAUGUUUCGUCUGCUCUGCCUACCUCGCUUUCGGUAUCACCACCGGCAUCCCUCCCCUCCUCUCUGGUAGCCAGUACUGCUCAACUUAUCUGUCGACAUGGUCUGCUUUCGGGCUAGUCUGGGGUCUAAGCGCCUUCGUCUGGAUGCUAACAGACUUCUUCCUAUACCGAACCCUCCUUUCUUUUGUCACCAUCGAAGUAGACGAAAACACACCGCGCUUCGCCCGCCCUCCAGCUCCGGAAUCGAUUGCCAGACGACCAUUCCUGGAAUGGUUCCUUGCCUGGCUUGGCCGGGAGACUCUUGCUCUACCCAUAUGGGUAUGGAGUGUCUUUGGCGGCGCUACCAUCGUCUGGAGGGACCGUGAGUUCAGAGUGGGCAUGGAUAAUGUCGCUCAUGCAGUUGGUCCGGCCUCGAAGCAGCGGUCAUGCAAUGGUUCGCUUAACAGCGACCCAAACGACCAAUCUCAACGGUCUUACGGGUCAGAUGACAGUUGCGAAGUUCGACGGAGGACACCAAUCGAGAACCUCACCAAAAUGGGUAUGAAAACUACCGCUGCUGCCAUGGACCUCGAUGAAACAUCCCGAUUGAUUUAA